GCUGGACUUUGAGAAGAAGAUCAAGACUCCUGGAAGGUCGGAGAAACAGAGAGACCAUCGGGGUCAAACCCUCUCCCCUCCUCCACCCCCCACUAGAGCAGGACCCCCCUAACCCUACC
Molecule: messenger RNA, 119 nt
Organism: Salvelinus sp. IW2-2015
Lineage: Eukaryota; Metazoa; Chordata; Actinopteri; Salmoniformes; Salmonidae
Source: RefSeq, a predicted model, not a curated record